AUGCCGGUGCCGAAGCGAAAGAGAGAAAGGGAGCCUUCGCUCAAGCAGCGAAUCGAGAAGCUACAGGAAGAGGUCUUUAGAGCUCUCAAGGCCGCCAAAGGUUUCGAGCGACAGCGACUCAGCAAGCGACAGCGGGAUGCCGACGUUGCUCCCGAGAAGCAACAGAGACUGGAACGGGAGAUCGCCGUAUUAAAGUCUCUCGACUUGCAUCAGACAGCACGCGCCCACCUCUUCUCGUCGCUCCUCAAAGUCAAAACAAUUGCAGCCUCCCCCGAUUUGCCCGAAGAAAUUCGAACAGGUGUUCCAAAGCCCGAGCUUUCAGAAGAGGAGAAAACAUCACUACACAAUGUCACUAGCGGUCUCUAUAGCAGGCAGCCAGUGAAGCAGGCGGUUGAUAAAGCCGUGCAGGCCGUCUGCAUGGCCCUCAACGUAGACAUGCCAGCAAAGGGCAAACGCAUACGAAAGGAUAAACGGGGUGAGGAGGACGCUGCUGCAGAAGAAGCCACACCUGCAAAAACAUCCAAAAGCGGCAAGGAUGUGACACCUGCAGGACGCAAUGAUGCUGCCGACGAUACAGACAUUACAGAUUUUGAGGGCUUUGAAUCAGACGACGAUCCUGUUACGCCGGCAGUUCAACUCGACAGCGAUGACGAGGCAGACGAAGAAGCCGGGUUCUCAAAAUAUAAUCACUUGCUCGGCAGCUCAUCUGACGAAGACGACGAGGGCGAUAACGACGAUGAGGAAGACAGAUACGCCCAUAUUCGAGGACUGGAAAAGGCCAACUUGGACGAUAUUUCCGUAUCAGGCUCUGCAUCUGAGGCUGACUCGGACAAUGAAGGAGAUGCAGCUCAACCCUCACCGUCGUUGUCACCUGAGCCCGAGAGGAAAAAGGCCAAAAAGUCGGAGUCGAGACCAGCCAAAUCUGCAGCCGCCCCAACAGGAUCGACUUUCCUGCCAUCAUUAAUGGGUGGUUACGUAUCAGGAUCCGAGUCGGCAUCUGAUGUGGACGUUGCGCCACAAAAGAAACGCCGAGGACAACGAGCGAGACGAGCCAUUUGGGAAAAGAAGUACGGCGCGGGUGCAAAGCACCUGCAGGAAGCUGCCCAAUCCGGUGACCAAGGGCGUGAUUCGGGCUGGGAUAUGCGGAGAGGCGCUGUCGGUCCUGGCGAUGGCGGGCGUCGCACACCUUGGAAGCAGGGCGUGAGCAACCCCUUUGAUAAGAACAACAACAACAAUCAUGCGGGCAGCGGUAGAUGGAACGGCAGAGAGUCAUCGAGAAAUAGCCACGGCUAUAACAACAACAAUGCAAGAGCCGAGGCUCCCCCGCGUCCGCCCCCCAAGAAGGACAACGAAGGGCCUCUACACCCCAGUUGGGAAGCCCGAAAGAAGGCUAAGGAUUCGCAAAAGGGUGCGGCGUUCGCUGGCGCUAAAAUCACAUUUGACUAG
[Torrubiella] hemipterigena is the source of this 1446-nucleotide messenger RNA. The record is from the annotation of a GenBank genome assembly. Lineage: Eukaryota; Fungi; Ascomycota; Sordariomycetes; Hypocreales; Clavicipitaceae.